Messenger RNA from Ilex paraguariensis (yerba mate), 904 nucleotides. The record is from the annotation of a GenBank genome assembly. Lineage: Eukaryota; Viridiplantae; Streptophyta; Magnoliopsida; Aquifoliales; Aquifoliaceae.
AUGGUUCAACUAAGUUAUGUUGGUGCAGAGCGUGAAGUCCAGUUAAAUCCAUUUUGGGGACGAGUUUCAGGCGGAAUAGAGGGUCUCUACUCAGUUGUGGUCCGCCAUGUUAAUGAGCCUGAAGCAAACAGGCCCCAUACACAACCGUUCUUUGCUCACAUAAGCUUUGAUGAACCUGCAGGAGGCUCCAGCUAUCUAUUCAAACCGAAAGAAGUACCUCACCUCACUUACAAAGAAGUAGUUGGAGCUGGGCUCCGAACUAUGAGAAGUCCAAAGAAGGUGAACUUGGUUGCUGCAUUAGUUCGUGGCAUGCGUGUUGAAGAUGCAUUGUUGCAGUUGCAAGUGACAGUAAAACGAGCUGCAAAGACUGUCUAUCAGGUCAUACAUUCAGCCCGAGCAAAUGCAACCCAUAAUCAUGGAUUAGAUCCAGAUCGUCUUCUUAUUGUUCUCAUUUUUACAGCUGAGGCCUUUGUUGGAAAGGGCCUCUUCAAGAAGAGGAUAUCCUACCAUGCCAAAGGUAAAUGUGGGAUGAAAGUGAGACCAGAAUGUCGACUCACUGUGGUCGUUAGGGAGUUAACCCCUGAGGAGGAGGCUGAGAUAGCUAGGCUGAGGGUCAACAAAUUCCUCAAGCUCACGAAGCGGGAAAGGCGGCUAGUACCUCAUGAGUUGAUUGAGACCACUCCAGUUUGGAACCGUAAAAGCAAAGUGAAAAGUCAUGUACCAGGUGUUAUGGCUGCCUGAGCAAGUUUUCGAUAGAGUUCUUCUUAUUUGUAUUCAUAACCUAUGCAGGAGAGUAAUAUUGUCCCAGACUCAUGCACCAGCUCCAUGAGCUUUUAAAUGUUUAAAUGUAGAACUUUCAUAGACAGAUUGCCAUGUUAUAUGCAGUCAGAGAAAUCAAUUUUCA